This is a messenger RNA of Cornus florida, 1494 nucleotides long. RefSeq lists its product as uncharacterized. Gene Ontology annotation, cellular component: cytosol. Gene Ontology annotation, molecular function: ATPase activator activity; protein-folding chaperone binding. The record is from RefSeq and is a predicted model, not a curated record. The transcript has 3 exons. Lineage: Eukaryota; Viridiplantae; Streptophyta; Magnoliopsida; Cornales; Cornaceae. Gene Ontology annotation, biological process: protein folding; positive regulation of ATP-dependent activity. The coding region runs from base 155 to 1207 and encodes 350 amino acids.
CUAGACCCUUCCUACUUGGAACCCUCCAGAGUUCGGAUCACCUCUUGCCCUAAAUUUCUCACAUAAUUACCAACUCUCCCUCUCUACAGGGUUGCUCAUCACCACAUACUCUCUCUCUCUCUCUCUCUCUCUGUCUCUGCUUUUUGUCUUUACAAUGGCGAAAUACGGAGAAGGCGAUAAGCGGUGGAUCGUGGAGGACAGGCCAGACGGAGCGAACGUCCACAAUUGGCACUGGGCCGAGACUGAUUGCAUCGACUGGUCUCGGAACCUUCUCACGAAGCUUCUCUCCGACCACACAAUACUCGACGGCGAGGGCAAUCUCUACAUCAAGACCAAGAAGGUAGAUAAGGUCGAUGGGGAGGCUUAUGUCAACGUCCGCAAGGGCAAGAUCAUACCCGGGUACGAGAUCAGCGUCACCAUCUCUUGGGAAGGCGAAGUCAAAGAUUCAGAUGGCAAAACCUUGCUACUCGCCGACGGAAUCGUAGAAAUUCCGUAUAUUGCCGACGAGAACGCCGACGAGGACCCCGAUAUCAGGGUCGUUGUGAAGGACGAGGGCCCAAUUGGGAAAAGAUUGAAAGAUGCCUUCCUUGCGAAGGGAAAGCCCUUUGUUUUGGAGCAAGUUAGGGUUUAUGUCAGUGCGAUGGCGAAGGGUGGGCCGGCGAAGGAGGAGUUGGAGGUGAAAAAGCCGGUGGCAGCGGCCGAGAAGAAGGCUGCGCCGGUGGUGGCGACCACGGCCGCACAGGGGGUAAAGAAAGAGGAGGUGAAGAAGAAGAAGAAGAAUAAAGAGGGGUUUAAGACAAUAACGUUGACGGAAAAGUUUAGUUGUAGAGCGGUAAAUUUAUAUGAGAUAUUGAUGGAUGAGAAUAGAUGGAAGGGUUUUACGCAGAGUAAUGCAAAGAUAAGUAAGGAGGUUGGUGGGGAGAUUAGUAUAUUCGAUGGGUCGGUGACGGGGACGAAUGUGGAAUUGCAGGAGGGGAAGUUGAUUGUGCAGAAGUGGAGGUUUGGGAGUUGGCCUGAUGGCAUUCAAUCAUUGGUGCGGCUUACAUUUGAGGAGCCUGAACCUGGGGUUACAAUUGUGAAACUGACACAGACUGAUGUUCCAGAGGAAGACAGAUAUGGGAAUUCAACUGUGGUGGAGAAUACUGAGAGGGGAUGGCGAGAUCUUAUUUUCAACAAGAUACGUGCAGUUUUUGGUUUUGGAAUAUGAGCUUUUCCGGUUAAAGUCUUGCCAAAGUGUAGAAUAUUCAUAAUUUCAUGUUUCAUCCAGAUUUUAGUUUUGGAUUGAACGUGGCAAUUUACUGAAUGGAAUGUUGUGGUUGUCAUCGUCCUACUAGUCCAUGUGGUUGAAGUCUGUAGUAGAGUGAUUCUCCUUUUCUUAUAUCUCUUAAUGACCACUUUUAUUGUUGAACUAAUAACUGCUUGAUGGUAAUGACCUAGAUGUGUGUCUUACAAAUCAAUACACACAUGGAUUUGAUCUGUGUGCGAUUGUUAUUA